AAUAGUGUAAAAGUCAAAUUUUACUUGAGACUUUAUCCACAACAACUCUUCCGACAUAUGUCAUAGACGAGAAUAUUGAAUGUUCAAAUAUCAAAAAAAUGAUCAUAUACAAAGGAAAAAAAAAACACAUAACAUUUCUUAGUUUCUACCAUGAGUUUGAGCAAGUGCAAUAAUUUAAUCUCAUUUUUGAAGUUCAUCACAUUAAUACUAUGUUGUUCUUUAUCAUACGUUGUUGCAACAAACUCGUCACAAAUCAUCAAAGACUCCGAAACUUUAACCUCAAACAGAGGAAAUUUCACCUUAGGAUUCUUCACCCCUCAAAAUUCCACAAACCGUUAUGUAGGAAUUUGGUGCAAAACUCAACACUUUGUUAUAUGGGUUGCUAAUAGAAAUCAACCAUUGAUCAAUGAUUCUUUAGGAGUUCUUACAAUAUAUAAUGAUGGCAAUCUUGUUGUAUUGAAUGGACAAAAAGAUGUUAUUUGGUCAACAAAUGUUUCCAAUAUUACAUUAGAAACCAAUUCUAGUUUCAGACUUUCUGAUUAUGGAAGCCUUGUUUUGAUGGAUACAACAGAAAAUACUAUAUGGGAGAGUUUCAAGAAUCCUUCAAAUGCAUUAUUACCAACCAUGAAAUUUACAAGUAACAUGAAACUCGCAUCGUGGAGAACCCCUUUUGAUCCGUCCAUCGGAAACUUCUCUAUAAGCAUCCAACGGUUGAAUAUUCCAGAACUUUUCAUUUGGAAUGAAACUCGGCCGUAUUGGAGAAGUGGUCCAUGGAACAAUCAAAUCUUUUUGGGGGUAGAGGACAUGACAACUCUUUAUCUUAAUGGUUUUCAUAUGGAGAAAGAUAGUACGGGAACUGUUGAUUUAUACUUCAGAACAGAUGACUAUGGACUCAUGAUGUAUGUCCUCAAUUCGACAGGUCAAUUGAAUGAAAUGUCUUGGAAUAUCGAGAAGGAGGCAUGGGAGGAUACAUGGACUAAUCAAAGAUCGGAUUGCGAUGUUUAUAGUUUUUGUGGUCCAUUUGGAUUUUGUAAUUCAAAAGGGUCACCAAUUUGUAGCUGUUUGGAAGGUUUUGAACCAAGUAACAAACAAGAGUGGAAUCAACAAAAUUGGACUAGUGGAUGUCUUAGGAAGACACUUUUGCAAUGUGAGAUUGCCAAAAAUCAAAACAAGAGUACAAAUGGUAAUGAAAGAGAUGGUUUUUUGAAAUUGAGCAAUGUAAAAGUGCCUGAUUUUGCAGAAUUGUCAUUUGUUGACCAAGAUGCAUGCAAAAAUCAGUGUUUGAUGAAUUGCUCUUGCACUGCAUAUUCAUAUGAUGCUGAUAUUCAUUGUAUGUCUUGGAAUGGAAAUCUAAUUGAUAUACAACAAUUCCAAACUGGAGGAACUGAUCUAUACAUUCGUGGACCCUAUGCCGAACAUGAUAUAUCAUCAGAUAAUGGGCACAAAAGAACAAUCAUCAUUACAGUUUCAGUAUUAAUAGGAACUGUCAUAAUUGCCAUUGCUGCAUAUUUGAUUUGGAAAAAGACUUCAAAUCCAGUGGGAAAUAUGAAGCAUGGAAUUUUUCACUUCAACAAAAUAGAAAAAGCUGAAGAAUACACUGACAAUGUAAUUGGAGAAUUGUCACAAGCUAAGCUACAAGAGCUGUUACUAUAUAAUUUUGAAAAGCUUGCAAUUGCUACAAACAACUUCCAUGAAUCCAACAAACUUGGACAAGGUGGUUUUGGUCCUGUAUACAAGGGAAUACUACAAGACGGCAAGGAAAUAGCGGUUAAAAGACUUUCUGUUUCAUCCGGACAAGGGCUAAAAGAAUUCAUGAAUGAAGUAGUAGUGAUUUCUAAGCUUCAGCACCGCAAUCUUGUAAGGCUUUUAGGUUGCUGUAUUGAAAGAGACGAAAAGAUGUUGAUGUACGAGUUCAUGCCAAAUAAAAGUUUGGAUGCAUAUGUAUUUGAUCCAUCAAGAAAUAAACUGUUGGAUUGGGAAAAACGCUUUAGCAUAAUUGAAGGAAUCGCUCGUGGAAUACUUUACCUACAUAGAGAUUCCAGGCUAAAAAUCAUACAUAGAGAUUUGAAGGCGAGCAACAUCUUGCUUGAUGAGGAGCUGAAUCCAAAAAUAUCUGACUUUGGUAUGGCUAGAAUCUUUGGAGUGAGUGAAGAUCGCGCCAAUACACAAAGGGUUGUUGGAACGUAUGGUUAUAUGGCUCCAGAAUAUGCAAUGCAUGGAGUAUUUUCGGAUAAAUCAGAUGUCUUCAGCUUUGGAGUUUUGCUAAUAGAGAUUGUUAGUGGAAGACGAAACUCAAGCUUUUAUGAAAGUGAAAAUUCUCUGACUCUCUUAGGAUUUGCCUGGAUUCAAUGGAAGGAAGACAACAUUUUAAGUUUAAUAGAACCAGAAAUAUAUGAUGAUAGUCAUCAUAAGAAUAUUUUGAGGUGCAUACAUAUAGGACUUCUAUGUGUACAAGAAGCAGCAACAGACAGACCUACCAUGGCUGCAGUGAUUACUAUGCUUAACAGUGAAACUAUCGACAUUCCACCUGCAAGACAACCUGCAUUCCUCUUGAGGCAGAAUAUGAUGAAUACAAUCUCUUCUGAAUCGUAUUCCAAUAAUGUUUUGAGUAUCACAGACCUUCAUGGAAGAUAGAAAAUUGUUGAAGCUUUGUGAAAACGAUACAACUCUAUAACUCGAGGGGGUAACUAGUUCUGUAAAUGGGGAACUCCACACACAAUUUUGACUAUCACAUGCGCGCGCCACUGUCUGGCUGAGCCGGGCAUGGGCCUUGUAUUAUCACUCAUUGAUAGUUAGUUACUAACUGACUGAGUUUUUUUUAUUUUUUUCUUCUUUGCUUUCUUCCAUACUAUGUAUAUAUAUAGAAUUCUUGAUCAAUGAAGAGUUUUGAGCUUAUUUCCUUUUCUACACACUUACAGAGAGAAACUUGCAAAUGAGUUUAAGGGAUGAUUUGUGUUAAAAUUAAUAGUUCAAC
Molecule: messenger RNA, 2974 nt
Organism: Trifolium pratense (red clover)
Lineage: Eukaryota; Viridiplantae; Streptophyta; Magnoliopsida; Fabales; Fabaceae
Product: G-type lectin S-receptor-like serine/threonine-protein kinase At1g11330
Exons: 7
Coding region: 151-2634 (827 amino acids)
Biological process (GO): recognition of pollen; protein phosphorylation
Molecular function (GO): ATP binding; protein serine/threonine kinase activity
Source: RefSeq, a predicted model, not a curated record